AGGAUUUCAGGUGCCGUUUCUCAAAAUUGAGAUAUUGAUUCUCAUCCACUGCGCUGGGAACCACUCACAAGACAAUCAAAACAAGGCUCGGGAUCUCUUCGUUAGUGGCGUGUUCCUGAACAUAAUCCUCUCUCAAAAACAAGGAACGAGGCUCGGCCAGAAUCGGUAGACACAGAGAGGAAAAAACGGCCAUCGGAUCCUGCCGCUUCCCCAGACUCGGGGAACACAGCUUUUGCAAGAAAGCCAUGCACUCGAAUGAGGGAGGGCCAGAAGCGCCCACAGACACAGACACCACGCCGAUCAACAAAGACCCCGCCACGGUCACAGCCAUCCUUGAUGAGAGAGACACCGCUCAUGAUGCAAGUCAGGACGGGACUAGUGCUGCCACUGCCACUGCUGUCAGACUCACAUCACCUGACUUGGGCGCACCAGGCCUUCUUGGCUCAGGAAUCAUACCACUUUCAGCGCCCGUCACCCCGCACUCUCAGCACCCCCCCGGCCAGCGUCAACUGCCCCCAGCACCCCCAAUCUAUUAUAAAGUCACUCCGGCCCCGUCACCGUCGCGUGAGGCCAACGGUGGCGACCACGACUCGUCUGUGAACUACCCUCCCAACAACAACCACACACCAAAAGCCAUGAUUUUCUCAGACCUCUACAAGUCACCGAGGUCGCCCUUCAGCAAGCUCCGCAACUCCCUGCCUCACCACCCCCCGCCGCCCUCAGAUAUCGAUGCCGACCUCGUCAGCAAAGACAAGGCCAAGCAAAAGGAGGCCGUAAAGCGGUACCUCGCCGAGAGGGUCAAAAACGACUGGGAGUUCACGUGGCCGCCCGUGACACCAUCAUCACCACCACCACCAGUCAUCCCGGUAAACUCACCGCCAACCCCCGCUGAAUCAGAGCAGUCGACCGUUGUCAACGGAGACGCUCCACUGCCACCGGCAACCGGACCCACAUCAACAACAUCAGCCGAGCAUGUGCUUCCGCCAAGCACUGGUGAAGCCAUAUCGGCGCCCAAAACGGGGACCGAGAAUGACGAUGAGGACGAUGCAAACAGGGAUUCGGGAGAGGAGGCAGACUCGGAAUCGGAGAACGAAUCUGUCUACAGCACGAUAUCCGAAGAUUUGGCCCAUUUCCAGCCAAGAGCCGAGUGGACAUCUGAUCUUUCGGAUGACGAUGGGUUGCAACCCGUCCCAUCACCCUUCCGGUUCAACAGCCCGGACGAUGUCGGCACCGCCGUGCGCAUCUCAAUGGGAUCAAAACGCACUCGGAGGAGGAGAGCCGUGAGAGAAGAGGCAUCCUGGAAUCCAGGUCUCGCAUGCUUCGAAGCCCGCCGUGACGCCUGGACAGGUGCCCGGACCGUCCGCGUGAAGCCGAAACCGGCUCCCCCCACUUCGCCGUCUACCGGCCGCCGACUUUCGUUCUGGAGACUUCAUCGCACCGAGUCAUCCAGCUCUCAGCACUCUACUCCGGGCUCGGCGCCACCCCAAGCCUCCCCCAUCAACCCAACGGAAACCCGCACCUCGCACCAAACCGACAUCUCGGCCAUCACCCCUCCUCUCUCCGAAUCCGACUCGGCCAAAGAGCAGCCUAUUCAGCAGACCACAUCCCACGAGUCCAACACGGUCUAUCCAGUCGAAACACUCAUUCCCGUUCCAGCUCCGUUACUCCCGCCACAAAACCCCAUGCGCGCGUCCAUCACCCCGUCCAUGUACUCUUCUCUCUACGAUAAACUCGUCGUCCAAGGCCUCCAACCAGCCUGCCCGGUAAAUCUGUCGGAUAUGAUUCGCGCCUGCGUCGUGGGCUGGAAACGCGACGGCGAAUGGCCACCACGAUCCAACUACACGGCUCCGUUUCCUGUUCCUGUAGCCGCCACCACGGCCGAACUCGUUGCCAUGCGUCAGAGAAAGGCGCAGCAACAACAAAAGAUUAAUGCCGCCAGGAAGGCCGCCGCGAGCACUUCUCCACCGGUGUCCUCCUCGCCUGGGUCGACGGUGAGGAGGAUGAGCUUUGGGUUCCUGGGGAAAACCACCACGCAUGAGGAGCAGAAAGAUAAUAGCCAUAGUGAUGAGACGGGGAGUGGAAAGGCGCUGUUUAGGAGGAGUCUGCAGAGGGUGUUGAGUUUGGGACAGCAUGGGCAUGGGCAUCCGGUGGGGAGCCCGCCGCAAAGGGAGGUGAUGGGGGCUGCCUUGGGGGCUGCUAUGACUUAG
Molecule: messenger RNA, 2207 nt
Organism: Podospora pseudopauciseta
Lineage: Eukaryota; Fungi; Ascomycota; Sordariomycetes; Sordariales; Podosporaceae
Exons: 2
Coding region: 246-2207 (653 amino acids)
Source: RefSeq, a predicted model, not a curated record